UUUAUAGGUUAUUACGACUUCUUAGAUUGGCAGUACUGUCGGAAACUAUUCUGAAGAUUUCUGUAUCAUCCUUAGAAAAGGAAAGGAGGUUGACGGCUGUUUAUGAUAAGUUUUUUUUUAUAUUGAGAAGAAAUUCAUAUAUUGUGUUCGUGCAUGGGAAAAACAAAAUUUCAUUUUGCCAUUAUCUAUAUAGAUAGAUUUGUAAUAUCCUAGAAAUAAUGUCUUAUAAAAAUUGAAUCAUCGUCAUUUUAGUAUUGACCGCACCCCGCUGACGUUUUUCCUUAAAUUGUACGGAUAUAUUGUAUUAUAUUAUAUUUAUUACUUAUAUCAACUUAUAUAUAGAUAAAUAUAUAUAUAUAUACAUAUAUAGUAUUAGAAAAAAAUGACAGUGGUGCAUAAUCUGGGUGUUGAUGUUAUAAGUUAUCAUGCUUGGAACAAAGACAGAACAGAAGUAGCAGUAUGUCCAAAUAAUAAUGAAAUUCAAAUUUACAAGCAUUCCUCUUCGGGAUGGAAAUUACUUGAUACAUUACAAGAACACGAUAUGCAUAUUAUGGGCGUAGAUUGGGCACCUCGUACUAAUCGUAUUGUUACCUGUUCAGCAGAUAAAAAUGCAUACGUUUGGACACAAGGAAAAGAUGGAAAGUGGAAUCCUGCAUGGGUUUUAUUAAGAAUAAAUCGGGCUGCCACGUGUGUAAAGUGGUCUCCUUUAGAAAAUAAAUUUGCUGUUGGUUCUGGAGGCAGGGUAAUAGCAGUUUGUUACUUUGUAUCAGAAAAUAAUUGGUGGCUUUGUAAACACAUAAAGCGUCCUUUAAGAUCAACGGUAACAACAGUUGAUUGGCAUCCAGAUAAUAAAGUUUUGGUUGCUGGAUCAACAGAUUAUAAAGUUCGAGUAUUCAGUGCUUUUAUUAGUGAUAUGGAAGAUGCACCAGGAACGUGUGCUUGGGGAACAAGUAAUACAUUGGGCACAUUACUUGCUGAAUUCCCUAAUACAAAUAAUGGAGGUGGUUGGAUACAUUCGGUUGCAUUUAGCCAAUGUGGCAAUAAAAUUUGCUGGGUAGCACAUAAUUCGUCUAUAUGCGUCGCAGACGCUACAAGGGGCAAUGUAGUUUAUAGGCUUUAUACCGAACAUUUACCAUUUUUAAGCUGCAUUUGGGUGGGUCCCAAUUCCAUUGUGGCCACGGGACACAGUUGUAUGCCCAUGUUAUAUUCUGUGGAUGACAAUGGACAGAUUUACUUUGUAUCAAAAUUAGAUAACAUGCAAAAAAAAGAAACCGCUGGAUUGUCUGCCAUGAGAAAAUUCCAAUCCUUAGAUCGUCAAGCACGAAAUGAUUCCAAUGACAAUGCAUUAGAUAGCAUUCAUCAAAAUACAAUUAACUGUGUUCGUCAAGUAUCGGAUAAUGAAUUUAGUACAAGUAGCCUAGAUGGCCAAUUGGUCAUUUGGGAUUUGAAGUCUUUGGAAAAUUCCAUUGCUGGACUGAAGAUAGUUUAAGGAAUACUUUUUUUUACAAAACCAAGAUUAAAGGUAUAUGAAAUUGAAGAGUGUAUAAUAUUGAAAUAAAUCGUACAUUAAUCCUGCUAA
Vespa velutina is the source of this 1579-nucleotide messenger RNA. RefSeq names its product actin-related protein 2/3 complex subunit 1A-A (gene Arpc1). The record is from RefSeq and is a predicted model, not a curated record. Gene Ontology annotation, biological process: Arp2/3 complex-mediated actin nucleation. Gene Ontology annotation, molecular function: actin filament binding. NCBI's taxonomy places the organism in Eukaryota, Metazoa, Arthropoda, Insecta, Hymenoptera, Vespidae. The coding region runs from base 383 to 1489 and encodes 368 amino acids. The transcript has 6 exons. Gene Ontology annotation, cellular component: actin cytoskeleton; Arp2/3 protein complex.